Messenger RNA from Pipistrellus nathusii (Nathusius's pipistrelle), 1386 nucleotides. The record is from the annotation of a GenBank genome assembly. NCBI's taxonomy places the organism in Eukaryota, Metazoa, Chordata, Mammalia, Chiroptera, Vespertilionidae.
AUGGCGUCUUCUACUUCUGUGCCUCUGGGAUUUCACUAUGAAACAAAGUAUGUUGUUCUCAGCUACUUGGGACUCCUCUCUCAGGAAAAGCUACAAGAGCAUCAUUUUUCUCCAAUCCAAGUUCAACAAGAUGUUGCUUCACAAUCUCUGGAUCAAGAAGCUUUAUUAAAAGUUAAAACUGAAAUUGAAGAAGAGCUAAGAUUUCUGGACAAAGAAAUUUCUGAAGCCUUUACCAACAUAGGCUUUGACCAGCACACAUCUCCAGUGUUCAGCCCUGCUAACCCAGUAGAACACUGCUUGGCUCAUCUUGGAGAAAGAGUGUCCCAGGAACUGAAAGAGCCUCUACAUAAGGCAUUGCAAAUGCUCCUCAGCCAGCCAGUGACAUAUCAGUCAUAUCGGGAAUGUACUCUGGAGAUCACAAUUCAUGCCAGCGGCUGGAAUAAGAUUUUGGUGCCACUGGUUUUGCUACAACAAAUGCUUUUGGAGUUGACAAGGCGUGGUCAAGAACCUUUGGGUACAUUGCUACAGUUUGGUGUGACAUAUCUGGAAGACUAUGCAGCAGAAUACAUCAUCCAGCAAGGUGGCUGGGGCACUGUCUUUAAUCUUGAGUCCAAGGAGGAGGAAUACCCUGAAGUUGUUGCCGAAGAUAGCAAUGACAUUUAUAUCCUUCCCAGUGACAAUUCUGGACAAGUCAGUCCUACAGAGUCUCCAACUGUGACUACUUCUUGGCAGUCAGAGAGCUUACCUAUUUCCUUGUCAGUCAGCCAGAGUUGGCAUACCGAAAGCCUACCAGUGUCCCUGGGUCCUGAGUCCUGGCAGCAGAUCACAAUGGAUCCCGAAGUAAAAAGCUUAGAUAGCAAUGGGGCUGGAGAGAAGAGUGAAAACAAUUCUUCUAAUUCUGACAUUGUGCAUGUUGAGAAAGAAGAAAUACCUGAGGGUGUGGAAGAGGCUGCUGUGACAUCUGUAGUCUUGUCAACCAGGGAGCUGCAAGAGGCACUCCCUAAAGCCCCAGCUCCCUUGCUUCCACAUAUUACUGCCACUUCCUUGCUGGGCAUGAGAGAAUCUGACACAGAAAUGACUGCAGUUGAGAAAGUCAGCCCAGCUACAUCAUUAUUUGUAGAACUUGAUGAAGAUGAGAUGAAAGCAGCUAUAAUUGAACCUAUUGAACGAGAGGAGAUGAUCCCUAUACUGGAACCCACAAAAACACUGUUGAGUGAAGAGAUGACUAUAAGGAAAAAGAGUCUUAUGGAAGGGUCCUACCCUGCUGGAGAAGAGAAGUCUAUGGCAUUGUCUGAGGGCAAGUCUAUACUGUUGUUUGGAGGGGCUGCUGCUUUUGCUAUCCUGGCUGUGGCAGUUGGAGUAGCAUUGGCUCUGAGAAAGAAAUAG